AUGACUUGGACCCUUCUCCACUCUGCAUGCGAGCACCUCGACGCCAAAAGCAUCUACGAUCGUUGUAAGUUGGGAACGAAUGAACCACUUGAACAUGACGACCACGGAUCCACACCUUUGCACAUUUUGGCCUGGGGCAAUCCUGAUCCACAACUACUACAAGCGCUAGUUGCUUCGUGCCCGGUGGCAGUUUCGGACAAGGACGUCCAUGGGGACACUGCCCUUCAUGUGGCUUGCAGCUUUCCAGAAACGACAGUAAAGGUUGUAAAAGUCCUCCUUGAUGCCUGUCCAACAUCGGUUAGCAUGACCAACAAAGAGGGGCUGAUGCCAUUGCAUAUGGCUUGUCGAUUUGCCCCCAACAACGAGGCCGUGAUUGGUUAUUUGAUUGAUGCCUAUCCAUGUGCUUUACGCUCCCGUAUCAAGAUGGGCUCUCCUGCCCCCUUCCGAAAGCGAACCAGCCUUCGCAACAAACCGGGAGAUCACUUUGUGUCGCGUGAAGUAGGUGCCACGGACUUUGUGGAGGCUCGAUUCCGAACCAUAACUGCUCAAGUGAGAGAUGGUGCCUACCCGCUUCACAUGGCAAUCAAAGCUGGUGCUCCUACAUCCGUCCUGGAGAUGAUGCUAAAGGAAGCUGACGAUGUGAUGUAUAUGAUGGACAAGUUCGGCCAGACACCACUGCAUGUUGCCAUGGCUACCCAAGCCGAAGAUGGAGUGAUCGAAAUGUUGGUUGAGAAUGGAGGGAUGAAGGCGGUUUUGGCGAAAGACAAAUCCGAGAAUCUACCCAUUCACCUCGCAGCAAUCCAUGGAUGCUCGGUGAGAGCUGCCAAGGGAUUGCUUCAAAAGUGCUUGCCUUCCAUUCACGAAAAGAACGCCGCCGGGCUGACUAUCAUGGAUCUUGCCCUCGAGUCUGGAAAAUGUGGUGAAGAUGUUCUUCGUUUGUUUGAGAUUACCAAGGAUGAAACUCAGGAGGAGGAUGAAAAGAAAGAGUGA
This is a messenger RNA of Seminavis robusta, 990 nucleotides long. The record is from the annotation of a GenBank genome assembly. NCBI's taxonomy places the organism in Eukaryota, Bacillariophyta, Bacillariophyceae, Naviculales, Naviculaceae.